Molecule: messenger RNA, 3164 nt
Organism: Oryzias latipes (Japanese medaka)
Lineage: Eukaryota; Metazoa; Chordata; Actinopteri; Beloniformes; Adrianichthyidae
Gene: hcfc2
Product: host cell factor C2
Biological process (GO): regulation of DNA-templated transcription; chromatin remodeling
Cellular component (GO): histone methyltransferase complex
Molecular function (GO): transcription coactivator activity; protein binding
Source: RefSeq, a predicted model, not a curated record
CUGCUUCCUUUGGCCCCGCCCACAUCUUUGAAGCGUCAACAGCGCCAAACUUCUGGCCACUUAACGGGAAAAUGAGCACCAGAGUCGAGGAGCCGCAAUGGAGAAAAGUUCACUCGGUCACUGGCGUGAUUCCGCGGUCCCGACACGGACACAGAGCCGCCGCCAUCCGCGAGCUGAUCCUCGUUUUCGGCGGCGGGAACGAGGGGAUUGCGGAGGAUCUGCAUGUUUACAACACCGUAUCAAAGCAGUGGUUCCUGCCUGCGGUGAGGGGCGACAUCCCCCCCGGCUGCGCCGCCCACGGCCUGGUGUGCGAGGGGACGCGGGUGCUGAUCUUCGGCGGCAUGGUUGAGUACGGCCGCUACACCAACAGCGUGUACGAGCUGCAGGCCAGCCGCUGGCUGUGGAAGAAGCUGAAGCCGCGAGCUCCCAGAAACGGCGCCGCCCCGUGCCCUCGGAUCGGACACAGCUUCACUCUCGUGGGGAACAAAUGUUACCUGUUCGGAGGAAUGGCCAACGACAGUGAAGACCCCAAUGGCAAUGUGCCGAGAUACUUGGAUGACUUGUACGAGUUGGAGCUGCAGACGCUGUCGGGGGCGAGGGCCUGGAACAUCCCUGAGGCGAAGGGCAGCGCUCCGCCAGCGCGGGAGUCCCACACGGCGGUCGCCUACAGCGGAUUGGGUUCUCCGAAGCUUUACAUCUUUGGAGGGAUGCAGGGGAACCGGCUGAACGACAUCUGGCAGCUGGAUCUCGACUCCAUGGUUUGGUCGACACCUGAGCCGAAGGGCCCCCCCUCUCUACCCAGAAGUCUUCACUCUGCCAACGUCAUCGGAAACAAGAUGUACAUUUUUGGCGGCUGGGUUCCCGCUCCAGAGUCACAGAGGCACACGGACUCGGCGGUGAAGUGGGUCUGCACAAACUCCUUGAGUGUGCUCAACCUGGACGCCAUGUGCUGGCAGAACCUCGGCCCGGAGCACCAGGAGGACGUGGAGUCCCAGCUGCAGAGUCAGGGGCCCGCCUGCGACGAUCCGUACGCCUGCAGGCCCAGAGCCAGAGCUGGCCACUGCAGCACAGCCGUGGGCUCCAGGCUCUACGUCUGGAGCGGCCGCGACGGAUACCGCAAGAGCUGGAACUACCAGGUCUGCUGCAAAGACCUCUGGUACCUGGAGACAGAUCUCCCGGCUGCCCCAGAGGCGGUGAUGCUCAUCAAAUCCACCGUCAGCAUGCUUCACGUGGCGUGGCGGCCCGUGGCCGCGGCGGACUGCUACAUCCUUCAGAUCCGACCAGUGUGUCAAACCGUCAGCAGUGAUUCACAGGGAAAAUCCACGGAUCCAACUGGACCGUCGGGGCUGAGCGGGAAGGACGGACAGACUGCAGGCGUUCAGCCAGUCCAAACUCCAAGUGACGGAACCACCGACCCAGAAGACAAAGCUUGCGGUCAGGAGGCCUUCCAGCAGCUGGACAUCCAGUCUUCUGUGGAGGGAGAGAGCGCCGAGAGGACAGCAGGUCCGUUCAGAGCCGCUGGCGGACAGCCGACGGCAUCGGAGGGGGACAGCAGACGCCAGAACCAGCCAGAGGAUCAGGCUGCUGUGGCUGACAGAAGAGGAAGAUCGUACGGACUUAAAGAUGAGGCUCAGGGGAGUCCAGACAGCGGGGAGUGGUUUGAUGUUGGAGUCUUCAAAACGCUUUUCUCUGAGGUCAGCCGCUUCUUUUUACCCGCCGACAGCGACGCCGUGGCAGCAGUGGGCAGCAGCAGAACCCCCACCAGCAAAGAGCCCCUUGCCUGCAGGAGGCCGCCGGGGCCUCAGGACUACCAGGGCAGAGAGCGGCGGGAGCUGCUUCCCGGUCAGGCGUACAGGUUCAGGGUGGCAGGAAUCAACUGCUUCGGUCAGGGAGACUUCAGCCCCUGCAGUGAGUUCAAGACCUGCCAGCCCGGCUUCCCCGGAGCGCCCUCUGCUGUCAGGAUCAGCAAGGCCAGCGAUUCGGUCCAGAUCACCUGGGAGGCUCCCUCGUCUCCGUCGGGCCGGAUCCUGGAGUACUCCAUGUACCUGGCGGUGAAGAAGAACCGCUCCGCCUGCUCAGAGCGGCCCGGUCAGAUGGCCUUCAUUCGCAUUUACCGCGGCACCAAGACGUCCUGCUCGGUGAACUCCUCCAACCUGGAGAACGCACACAUCGACAGCUCCGCCUCCAACAGGCCGGCCAUCGUCUUCCGCAUCGCCGCCAAGAACGAGCAGGGCUACGGCCCGGCGACGCAGAUCCGCUGGAUCCAAGAUCCCAUUAAACUGCGGGAAUCCAGCAGCGCCGAGGCAGAGCAGGACGCCGCCGACAGCUCCAGCUGAAGGCGAUUCCACCCUCCAGGGGAAGAAGGCGGUUCACUCAGGAAGACGGGCGCUGAGACGCCGUACACGUCCUGAACUGCUCCCUUAAUUUAUUCCCAUGUAUUUAGUGAACGUCCUGUAAAUACGUGCUGACAGCGGCUUUCUGUGCGCUCUGCUGGUUGAUGGUUCAACGACCAGAUAAGUUGAAGAGAAGCCAAGAAUCAGAGAAAGUUCUGAAGAUGUUUCAGACGGAAAACCGCUGUUGCUUCAAAGGAAACGGGCUGUAUGAAAUAUCUGCUCCUGAAAAAGACAAACAUUUAUAUCUGUAAAAUAAAAAAAGUCGUUUUUUACUCAGAUGUAUGGACCAAGUUUAUCUUUGUGUACAUUUAAUCGCUGCACGUUACUGUAAACAUCGGUACCUUUACAUUUCAGUCAUUUUUUUUAAACUAUAUUUUUUCAUGGAAAUGCUAUGAGGUAAUCAUCUGUGGUGUGAAACCCUGAGAUCAGAAGACGUGUUUGCACAUGUGUAAUGUAUGUAAACAGGUGAAGACUUGGUCAGGUUUGACAUCACCCAGGUGGAGCUGUCAUCCCUGUCUGUUUAACGUUACUAUGGCAACAAGGAAAUCUGUGACUUUAAUCCCAUUUGACCAAAUUAAGUUUGGUGAUGGUAAAUACAACUAAAAACAUUGUUUUAAAUCCCGGUUUUUAAGCAAGUUAAUUGUUAUUCUUCUAGCUGCCUUUUUAUAUUUUCAUUGUCAAAUGAAUAUUUUAUGUGGCCUACAAUUCAACUUUAAUCUGUUUUCAUGUUAUGUUUUCGAAUAAAAAUCUAAAAGAUGCAGAAAAAAGUAA